Topomyia yanbarensis is the source of this 6332-nucleotide messenger RNA. RefSeq names its product cohesin subunit SA-1 (gene SA1). Gene Ontology annotation, biological process: sister chromatid cohesion. Gene Ontology annotation, molecular function: chromatin binding. The record is from RefSeq and is a predicted model, not a curated record. The coding region runs from base 167 to 3622 and encodes 1151 amino acids. The transcript is spliced from 7 exons. Gene Ontology annotation, cellular component: chromatin; cohesin complex; nucleus. NCBI's taxonomy places the organism in Eukaryota, Metazoa, Arthropoda, Insecta, Diptera, Culicidae.
CGAAAUUUGACAGUUAAUCACCCAAGCCAGCAAAAAAUGCAGAACAAACACCAGACAUUUUUCAUAACAAAUUGAUUUUUUAAAAUUUUCGGCGAAAAUAACUGGUUUUAUCAAAUCGUUUUUGUAUCUAUUAACGCAGAAAACGUCUGCGUAGAAUACUUCCAAAAUGCAACGUCGCGGAGGGAAAAGAAUUCGGAUGGACGAACCUCCACCGGAUUUUGACGAACCGUUGGAGCUGCCGUAUCCGAUUGAACCCCACAAUGAAAGCUGGUCUUCGGGUGGUGCCGGAGAAGGUCCUUCCGAAGAACCUCUACCAGAGGAGCAGGCAGGUCGUGGUCGGGGACGAAUGACUCGUUUAAGAGCCCGCGGUGGAGUUCCUUUGAAAGCUCCCAUAAUCGAUGAAGAUGAUGAUGAUAUAUUUUUUGGAGCGCGGUUCGAGCAACAGCAGAAAAAACGUAAAGCCCCUAGAAAAGCUCGCGGGGAAGCAGCCCCAAAGGAACCACGUGAGAAAAGAGAAAGACCCUUUCACCACGAAAACGAAGAACGUGUUGUGGUUACGGAUCGAGAGAGUACAACUGACGAAAGUAGUUUGUACUUCAUUUUGAGACACUCGAAAUCGGCGAUCACCGGAAUCGUGGACGAUUGGAUUGAGAGCUACAAGGUAGAUAAAGAUUCAGCGUUAAUUGCACUGAUGAACUUUUUCGUUCACGCGAGUGGAUGCAAAGGCAAAAUUACACCGGAAAUGCAGCAAACGAUGGAACAUACAGCCAUCAUUCGUAAAAUGACGGAAGAAUUCGAUGAAGAUAGUCACGAAUAUCCCUUGAUCAUGCCUGGCCAGCAGUGGAAGAAGUUUAAAAUGAAUUUUUGCGAUUUUGUUCAGACCCUUGUCAAGCAGUGUCAGUAUUCGAUUAUUUAUGAUCAGUUUCUCAUGGACAAUGUUAUUUCCCUGUUGACGGGUUUAUCCGAUUCACAAGUUCGAGCAUUUCGACACACGGCCACACUUGCAGCAAUGAAACUGAUGACUGCGUUGGUCGAUGUAGCACUAUUGGUGUCGGUCAAUUUUGACAACGCAGCCCGGCAGUACGACGCGGAAAGGCUCAAGUCUCGUGACAAACGAGCACCGGAUCGUUUGGAAUCACUGAUGGCGAAGCGAACUGAGUUGGAGGAAAAUAUGGACGAAAUUAAGAACAUGCUGACGUAUAUGUUCAAAUCCGUGUUCGUUCAUCGAUACCGAGACACACUGCCGGAAAUAAGAGCGAUAUGCAUGUCGGAGAUUGGCAUUUGGAUGCAGAAAUUUUCCCAAAAUUUCCUGGACGAUUCUUAUCUCAAGUACAUUGGCUGGACGCUGCACGAUAAGGUCGGUGAGGUUCGCUUGAGAUGUCUACAAGCUCUCUUGCCGCUGUAUGAGAAUGAGGAACUCAAGGGAAAGUUGGAGUUGUUUACGUCUAAGUUCAAAGAUCGCAUCGUGGCUAUGACUUUGGAUAAGGAGUUUGAAGCGGCCGUUCAUGCGGUUAAACUGGUUAUUAAUAUAUUAAAGAUACACCAGGAUAUACUAACGGACAAGGAUUGUGAAAUCGUGUACGAGUUGGUGUACUCAUCCCAUCGCGGUGUCGCUCAGGCUGCAGCCGAGUUCCUAAACGUUCGUCUAUUUUGCCUAGAUGCUGACGCGCAGAUCACCUACACGAAGCGCGGUAAACAGCGGCUACCCAAUACCCCACUUUUGCGUGAUCUGGUUCAAUUUUUCAUCGAGUCCGAACUACACGAACAUGGUGCCUAUCUGGUCGAUUCAUUUAUCGAUAGUAACCCGAUGGUGAAAGAUUGGGAGUGCAUGACAGAUUUAUUGCUCGAAGAACCGGGUCAGUUGGAGGAAAUGUUGGAUAACAAGCAGGAAUCCACGUUGAUAGAGAUAAUGGUUAGUGCGGUAAGACAAGCUGCUACAGGAGAACCCCCGGUUGGACGUGGUAGCAGCAGGAAGCUGACGCUAAGCGCGAAGGAGAUCAAACAAGUGCAGGAUGAUAAGCAGAAGCUGACGGAACAUUUCAUUCACACGUUACCGCUGUUGCUCAAUAAGUACAGUGCAGAUAGCGAGAAGCUUACAAAUCUGUUGGCAAUUCCACAAUAUUUCGAUUUGGAACUGUACACAACAACCCGACAGGAGGCAAAUUUGCAAACGCUGUUGGAUAAAAUGACUCAUAUUAUGGCGAUUCACGUGGAUCGUGAAGUACUGGACGCAUGCUCGAAAACAUUUGAAUUUCUCUGCACCGAAGGCAGUGCCAUCUACACGCGCUGUGAUGUUGCCCGGUCAAAUGUUAUUGAUGAGUGUGUCAAUCGGUACAAAGAAGCCAUUGAUGAUUACCGUAAUUUGAUUGCCGGCGAGGAAACACCAAACGAGGAUGAAAUUUACAACGUUAACAUUAGCCUGAAAAAGGUUUCUAUUCUGUACUCGUGUCACAACUUAAAUCCGUGGAAUCUGUUCGAUUCGCUGUAUCAGGAUAUAGAAGAAAGCCUAUCGGAGAAUGCUGGGGACAAUGGUAUUCCUCAUGAGGCGCUCGUUUAUUGCAUUGAAGCUUGCUUCUUCUCGAUCAAAUGGGGUUUGUACUAUUUGGAAAACACAAUGGACAGAUCCGCUGCGUCUGAGGUGGAUGAGCUGCGAGAGAAUUUGAAAAAAUACUUGGAUGCUUGCAAUAACCUUAUGCAGUAUGAAGUCGCGCCAAUAGUGGAAGCUGCUUACAUGUCGAUCUGCGAUCUGCUGGUGGUGUUCAGCGACCAAUUAGUUACCCAUCCCAAUGAAUCUAUCCGUCAGUUGGUUUACAUUCCCAGUCCAGAGCAGCAAGCUCUGCUGAAUGAAUUUGUCCAGGCAAAUGUAUUCUCCCCGGAGCAAGAGGAGGGUCUCGAUGAAACCAGAAUUGAGGAACUGCACAAAAGGAGGAACUUUUUGGCUGCAUAUUGCAAGUUGAUUGUUUACAACAUCUUACCGAUGAAGUCGGCUUCGGAAAUUUUCAAGCACUAUUUGAGGUGUUAUAACGAGUACGGUGACAUCAUUAAAACAACCCUGGGAAAGACGCGUGAAAUCAACAAAGUGAACUGUGCAUUGACCAUGUGCUUGAGUUUAAUCAACAUGUUCAAGGACAUCCAGGAAGCUUCGCCAGCGGGGCGCGUUUCCAAAAACUCUCAGGAAUUCCAAGAUCUGAAGGAAUUGGCUAAACGUUUUGCUCUUUCAUUCGGGUUGGAUGCCGUGAAGAACCGAGAAGCUAUUACAGUUUUUCACCGCGCAGGAAUUCUUUUCGCCGUGACGGUACCGAAUGAAGCUUUCGAGGAUCCGUCGGCACCGCCUCCGUGCAUCGCUUUUCUCGAGGUGCUCGCUGAGUUGACUAAUAAGCUUAUCAAGCAAGAUAAGAAAUUGAUUCUUAGUUUCAUGGAGCGUCGGUUGAACGCUGGCAUUCCGUCGAGCCGUUCGGAAGAUUGGCAACCACUGAUGACGUAUAAGAACUCGUUGUUGCACGGCGAAACCGAUCAAAUGCCGGUGCCUUCGAAGCGAGCCUACUCUCGCAAGAAGAAGGAUUACGAUCACGAUGAUGACGAUGAGCACGACGAUGAGGAUGAUCAGGAUUAUGUCGCGUAGAUUGCAGCUGUUGAAUUUUCUAGAUAAAUAUCUGCAAACUACUUACAACCAUUGCUGCUACAGUAGCCUAUGCUAGAAAAAAAAUCACAGAAAACCGUACACCAUAUGGACAAAAUUAAGUUGCUAAUUAAAAAUAACGGAAAUGUUUCAGCUAUACAAGAAGCAGAAUACCGUCAGAUGAUAAUAAAAAGAAGGUAAAAUCACCAAACCGAAACAAACCUAGACAUUUUAUAUUGACUAUAUCGCAAGGAAUAGAAGAAAAGGAAACAAUGAUGAUAGAUUCAAAGAGUUGCAAUAGACACACAGAGCUUUUUUCUGUUAGUGUUAUUGUAGCUAGCACAACCACAGAAUGAAUGUAGGAAAAGAAAGUUCUGCUGGAAGGAUAUAUACGACUUUGUGCUACUAUCAUAACUGUUGCCGUGGAGCAAAAAAACCCAUAUACCCCGGGGGAGUACAUAUCUGCUAAAUAAAGGAAAGACCAGCAAACUGGUCAGUUGACCGACAGGUAGGCAGUCGAGUGUGAUUCAAUACCGGCCCCGAUUCAGAUACCUUUAGAUCAGGGAAAGGGGUAACCACUCACCAAGAAUAGACAAGAAGAAGGAUCGUAUAAAAAGGUUGAGAUAGUACGACCAAUCUUCUCCUUCUGCGCUUUUUGUCGUUUCAGCUCUUAUGGCCGGGCAGCUGUUCGGGGCAGUUAGUUUUCCCAAUCGUCGUUUUCUUAAGGCUCCUUGCGAAGGGAUGCACUGGAGAAAGUGCAGCACUUUAUACAGACGGGGGUAGGGGACAAUUUUCGCUUCUCAUGGGGUGAAAUGCCUAGGGAUCUGAGACGAUGAAAUGUCAUUAUCAAACAAAGUAACAAUAACUUUAGUAAGUUAUAUUAGAUAGUUGGAUGAGAUGAUAAAAUCCGUGAUAGUGUUAGAGGAAAAUGUGAGAAAAAUUGUGUAACCAUACUGUUCAUAGACAACAUAAUGAGAUAGAAGGAGUGAAAAUUAUGUCACAUACAGGCACACUUUUUAAAGGAUUAAAAUUACUAGAAGGGAAUCAGCAAGCAUUAGUAGCAUUACAUUACAUUCGUACAUAGAGCAAAAUAUACACUUUCGUACCCAUUUACUCAUUCGUCACUUUGAACAAUAACACAUGCACGGAGAGAAGGGAAAUUGUCACGAGCAUCGACCAGGAAAGUCAAAUGCACAAGCGUCACAUGUACCAUGGCACGGUGUCAAAGGUAAUUGCCAUCCUUACAAGUUGGUACGUUCUCUAAACCACUAUGUUAAGAUUUUUAGCAAAUUAUGGACGGAGAAUAAAGAAAAUGAAAGUGUCAUGAAGAACAUUGUUGAUAGAUAGUAAAAUUCUUUGGUAAUUUUUGGAAUGAUAGUGUGUUUUGUUAGCUAUGCAUCUGUCUUUACUAGGUUUGAAUCUUAUUGCUGGCUUCCUGUGUACCGGUAUAUUGGGCGUAAUUCCAUAUACUACGCGUACAAACAACAAAGGUAGUAUCCGGCAGCUAGAGCGAGGCAGGCUACGAAUUUCACUGGACAGCCUCAAUACCAAUGAACUAUUAUGCGAUUCUAUGCGUUACCUAUACCAAUUAUUCAGUAGUAUCAAUUUAUUUCGAAGCGAGCAGGGUUCGUCGAGGUACGUUUUAUGCUUCAUUUUAAAAGUUGCACAGGAAAAACCAUUGUGCCUGCAUUUCUGUUAGCUUUUCAAAGACUUCAAUACUGAAUAUUCCAUCAGCAAUCAUCUAUUGUCAAAUCCAUCACAUCCCAUUGUAACCAAUUGAAGCAUUUAGUCAUUUUCCCCGGUUGACCCACAUUAUUAGCGUUAAACCUGCUGUGGUAUUUUGACACCGUGCCAGACCCAGGACGUCAUUGUGAAGCCAAAAGCAUCUAAGGCAAACUAACAAACAAGACGAAAAAAGCAGAGCGGAAACAGCAAGGAUAUGACAGCCAUGCAUGCAGACACAGACCCUGUAUGUGUGUUUUUAUAGCAUACAACAAAUCUACCAACCACAAACAACCAACUAACCAACAAAGCAAGGCCAGGCACGAUGUUAGGGGACAAGCAGAGAGAGAGAGGCAGCACAGGGCGAGGGUAAAAGGGCUUUAAUGUCACUAUAAUUUUCUCCCAGCUUUUAUGAUUUUUCUCUGUUUGUUCGUAUAUAUAGAUUGUUGGUUAUUUUAUGGAACGAUGACUCAGACCUAGUAUAUACUUUUUUACUAUUAGUAAUGCCGCCAGUCCUGCUGUUGCCUUGGUACUGAGAUGCGGACGGAUAGUAGGAUUUUUAUCAGAAUGAGAUUUUAUACACUAAAACAACACAAUUUACUCGACGAAAGUGAACAGGUAUUGCGGUUUGGUAUUGAUUGUGUGCAUGAGCCAGCGGCGCAAUAGGGAUUGUGGUUGAACCGAGAUAGCCAACGACAUUGCGUUAUUAAAGUGGGCCCCGAUAAAUAACAUACCUGGGGAGGUUAAAUAAAAUCCAGUGGAAGUAAAAGAAUGUUAUAUCGAUUAUACAUACCUAGAAGUAGAACAACAGAGCCAGAGCCAGAAUGAGGUGUUUUUGUUUCUUACUGUUUAAAUUAUUUAUUUUGAACAAUGGAGACUUCAGUAAGAAAGUUGUAAUAAUAAUUAUAAAUAAUACAAUUAACAAAAACAAAUGGAAACCACUCUGUAGAGAAGUAGUGAUCAAUUUAGUAAUAAAUGAUUAUAAGUAAAA